Molecule: messenger RNA, 1113 nt
Organism: Miscanthus lutarioriparius
Lineage: Eukaryota; Viridiplantae; Streptophyta; Magnoliopsida; Poales; Poaceae
Source: the annotation of a GenBank genome assembly
AUGGAUGAGGAUGUGAUGGAAAGUAAGCAUGCCGAUUCCUAUAUCAAACCUGAUGAUCUUAUAGGAAAGACAGAGGUUACUUCAGAGCAUGUGUUUAAAGAGGUUUCUCUCCUUGAUACUCAUGCUAAGGGUUCCUCUGCACACUCAAAGGAAGUUGUCACUGAAGAGAAGCCACCAACUCCAACUGAAAAGAGGAAGCCUGAAGAUCAAGAAGUCAUUGAAAAUAAUGAGCCAAUCAAACGCCAGCGCCUAUGGAACAAGGAUGCUGUCAAUAUUUCUGAUCAACAAGCAUCCAAAAUAACUAGUACUGGUACUCAGAAGGAAGUUAUUUGUCCUGCUCCGGAACGUUCUUUUGGCAGGCCCAAUACAAUAGCAAGAAGAAAUUCUCCAAAGGAGCGGAUUGUACCACCUGCCAAAACAUCAGCAACAACUUCGUUAAGAAUUGAUCGGUUUGUGCGCCCAUUUACUCUGAAAGCUGUGCAAGAACUUCUUGGUAAAACUGGAUCUGUCUGCAGCUUUUGGAUGGAUCAAAUCAAGACCCACUGCUACGUCACAUACUCUUCAGUGGAGGAAGCUGUGGCUACGAGGAAUGCUGUCUACAACCUCCAGUGGCCCCCAAACAACCACAACUAUUUGAUCGCUGAAUUUGUCGAUCCAGAAGAGGUAAAGCUCAAACUUGAAACUCCUCUGCCAUCUCAAGUGCCGAUCAGUCCGAGCACAGUUGCAGCACCGCAGGCAGCAACCUUCCAACAGCCAGAGGCUAACCAAACCCUAGUACCUCCCCAUGCUCCUGCUACUUCAAGGGGUUUGUUGCCCACUCCAGAACCAUUUGCCAAGCUGCCUCCUACCUCUGACCCUGGACCAGCAAGGGAGAGCCUUCCUCCCCCUCCUCCAAUGAAGCUGGAACCUGCCCGGACACUGGAUGAACUCUUCAAGAAGACACAGGCGUACCCAAGGGUUUACUACAUGCCACUGUCAGAAGAGGAGGUAUCUGCUAAACGUGCAGCUCACGACAAUGUUAGUGUUAUAUUUUCGAUCAUGGAUUCAUGGUACGUCUGGGAUGUUGGAAUUUGCACUUGCAACACCUGCGGAUGCUACUCAAGGCCUGUUUGA